CAUUCCAGGAUUUAGUGAAAGGUUUCACUUGCUUUGCUGAAGACUAAUCAUCGAGGACUUUCGAACAGCUUUUCUCAAUUCCUUUUUUUCCUCAAGUAAUGGACAUUUGAUUACUAUUUUUGCCUCCAGUUCCCGAAGGAAAGGCUUUCAUAGCAUAGCAUUUAGCUGUUACAGCCCCACCCAUAAAGAGGCCUCAUUUGAAAAUUAAAACGACAUAAAAAUGAUGAAAUGUGAGCUGUAAGUUCCUGAAAAAGUACACCAUAAUAUACCCGAGACGCUGAGGAUCUGUAGUAACCAUAACAUGGCGGGGGGACCAGUUGACCCCAGGGAGAUUUUGAAAGGUGUCGAGGCCCUUCUGGGGAAGGAUGGAGAGCUGCGCAGCCUGGAAGGAGUCCCAAAGGUGUUCGGGCUGAUGAAGGCUUCUGCUAAGAUGGCCAGCAGGUGCAUGUACCUGAACAUCUUGCUGCAGACCAAGUCUCACGAUGUCCUCAACAGGUUUAUCCGGGUCGGGGGUUACAAACUGCUCAACGCCUGGCUGACCUACUCCAAAAGCAGCAACAACACCCCUCUGCUGCAGCUCAUCCUGCUCACGCUGCAGAAGCUGCCUCUCAAAGUGGACCACCUCAAACAGAACAACACGGCCAAGUUGGUGAAGCAGCUGAGCAAAAGUGCAGACACUGAAGAGCUGAGGAAACUGGCAGCUGUGCUGGUCGAUGGCUGGAUGGCUACGAUCCGCUCUCAGAGCGUGUCGGGCAGCGGGACAUCUACUGCCGACAAAAAGAAGAAGAGAGAAGAGAGCAAAGUCCUGGUGAGAGAUGUGAAGGAGAAGAGCGGAGACGAUGAAAAGAAGAAGGAGAAACCCAAAGCUCACGCCCCCAGUCACACUAAAAUUCGCUCCAUAGGACUGGAGAUGGAGACUCCCACCCCGACCCUGGCCAAGAAGACCCCCCCUGCCCCCCAGCUGGGCAACAAGUACAACAUAAAGCCCCCGUUACUCAAGAGGCCCAGCACUGGUCCCUCAGACGCUCCACCUCUUGAGAAAAAGUACAAACCUCUGAACACCCCGUCCAACUCGACCAAAGAGAUCAAAGUGAAGCUCAUUCCAGCGCCACCGAUGGAGGGCACAGGGUUUCUGGAUGCGCUGAACUCUGCCCCGGUGCCUGGGAUCAAAAUCAAGAAGAAGAAGUCUGGUGCUGGUCCGGCUAACGCCAAAGCUGCCUCACCUACGUCAAACAAGACAAACCCGUUUGACAACAAAGCAGCUGGGUAUUCUUCGUCUGCCGCCAAACCCUCGUCUCCAGAAGCAGCUGCCGCCGUCUCUUCUGCCGAUGAGAAGCAGGAACCGGAGCAGCCGGGGACCCCGGUCCCAGCUGAGGACCCCGAGACCUCCAGCAGUAGUGAGAAGCCCAACGCUCUGGCAGAGCCCAGCGGAGACGACGACAACCUGACGAAGAAGGGCAAGAAGAAGAAGAACGUCCACUGGGCUGAGGAGGAGCAGCUCAAACACUAUUUUUACUUUGACUUGGACGAAACGGAGAGAGUCAACGUGAACAAGAUCAAAGAUUUCGGCGAGGCGGCCAAGAGGGAGCUCAUGAUGGACCGGCAGACGUUUGAGAUGGCUCGGCGGCUGUCGCAUGACGCCAUGGAGGAGAGGGUGCCCUGGAGCCAGCCCAGACCUCUGACUCUGAUGGGAGUCCUGGUGACCCCGGGGGCCAGCAGCUCGGAGAAGCUCACCCAACGAGAGCGGGAGAUGAGCAUUCUGCAGGAGAUCUUCCUCAGCAAGGAGAGUGUUCCUGACAGUCCACACGAACCAGAUCCUGAGCCCUAUGAGCCCAUGCCCCCCCGGCUCAUCCCCCUGGACGAGGACUCCUCCAUGCUGGAUGAAAGCUACGCUGAGCCCAUGGACACCUCGGCCCAGCAAAACUCUGUCCUGAACCCCAACGAAACCUCCAAGCUGCCCCCGGUCCUGGCCAACCUCAUGGUCAACCUCGGCGGCAGCGCACGCAGCCCGCAAGCCCCCAGCGCCCCCAACAACCCCGCCGUCAACGUCCAGGAGCUGCUGUCCUCCAUCAUGGGAGCUUCUGGGAACCAGUCUGCUGAAGACCUCAUCAGACAGCCCGACUUCUCAGACAAGGUCAAGCAGCUGCUGGGCUCCCUGCAGCAGAGCCAGAGUCAGAGUGGACCUCCAGCAGUCAGUCCAGGUCUCCUGGGACACGGUCCAGGCAACAACAUGCCCAUGCAGAUGCCCAUGAACGGAGGAUUCCCCCCCAACAAUUCACCUGGGGGGCCACGCUUCAACCACCCUCCGCCCCCCCACAACCACGGGCCACCAUUCAAUGUUGGCGGAGGCCCCCACAUGAUGGGACCACCACCAGGUCACGGCAGAGGAGGCAACGUUUUGGGUGAUGACUUCAUGAGAGGGGGGGCGCACAGAGGAGGAAACUUCCACAGAGGGGGGCGGGGUCGGGGAGGAGAGCUUCAGAGCUCCUCAGGCUUCAGGGGUCGAGGACGAGGAGGCCCCCGAGGAGGACACAACAACAUGAACGACAUGUCCAACAGGCCCGUGUGUCGCCACUUCAUGAUGAAGGGAAGUUGCCGGUACGACGCCAACUGUGCAUUUUAUCACCCCGGUGUGAACGGACCCCCGCUGCCCCCCAACCACCCCGCCAACCACAGGCACUGACUGACGUCGGAUGCUGCAUUCAGUGUUUUCUGUGAAAACUCGUCCUCUUUCGUCUCUUGUGGGACUCAGAAUGUAAAGUUGAUCUUUCCUCCUGGUUUUUAUUUUCUUUUGAUGCCGUCUGAACUGGAACAGUAAAAUAUUUGUAUGAAUUGUUCACGUUUUCAUUUUGUCUCGUUUUGUACCAGUGGACUGAAUAAAGGCCCAGCUCUACAUGACCCGUGUGUUCUGUGCACCUACACUCUGGAUGGCUCCAGGAACACUUUAUUUAGCAUUACCAAAUUAUUAACUGCACAUUUUAUAUACAAAGGUUUUUUUUAAUUGAUUCUUUAUUUUUAACAUGCAAACAAACAAAACUCCCACACAGGAUCAGUCACACAAACUAUAAACGGGCAGUGACAUGUUUUCCACAUACAACAUACAUGGCUGCCAUGUGUCCCAAGAUCUUUGAACAGAACCCUUCAGGGUAUAUCUGAUAUGAUCCAUCACCUCUCAUCCAAUGUAUAAAUGCUGGGGGGUGGGGGAGGCAGUCUGGUCAGAAGA
This is a messenger RNA of Nematolebias whitei (Rio pearlfish), 3223 nucleotides long. It is a transcript of the gene ppp1r10, whose product is annotated as protein phosphatase 1, regulatory subunit 10. Lineage: Eukaryota; Metazoa; Chordata; Actinopteri; Cyprinodontiformes; Rivulidae. Gene Ontology annotation, molecular function: metal ion binding. The record is from RefSeq and is a predicted model, not a curated record. Gene Ontology annotation, cellular component: nucleus. The transcript has 18 exons. The coding region runs from base 302 to 2683 and encodes 793 amino acids.